UCUGGCGACAAUUAUCCUUCUUAUCGCAUCGCAGACCAUGGUCAGCUCGGCACCCAACAUUGGGAUAUACUUCAUUGCGAAAGAGAACGAUAACAUCGUGUCAGCACAGAGUAGUCGUGACAUCCCCAUGACGUCAGAUAUUGAUGCCAGUAAUGUGACGUCUAGCAAGUUCAACAACGGAAGUCACCCGAAUUCUUUGGCGUCGCAGAUUGGCGCAACUUCUGAAGUGGAACCUACCUGUGUACGUCAGAAAAACUUAGCCUUCAUCAAGACGCACAAAACAGGAAGUACCACGGUGGCUUCCAUCAUGCACCGAUACGCACUCUCGCACUGGUUAUCGUGUUUGGCCUACAAAUCAGACCCUACGCGAGGCCAUAUCAGAUUCGAUGUGCUCAAAGAGCGCUCCAACCGCAAAUUCAUCCCACCGCUUGGCGUCCGUGACGGAGACUACGAGAAUUACAAGGACUACAAUAUGCUGGCAGUCCACGUGCGCUAUCAGCCGGAGAUGUUGAAGAAGUUUAUGGCCGAAGAGACGAAGUACAUCACAAUUCUCCGGGAACCAAGCUCGCAUUUCGAGUCUGCCUUUACGUUCUUUGGAGCGGAGAGUGAGCUCUUUGGUACCCAUCACGUCGGCAAUAUAGCCAAGUUUGCCAAAAAGCCAAGCCAGCACUGGAACAGACUCUCAAGAGGCCAUAAGAAAUAUUACACGCGCAAUGGGCAGAUGUUUGAUCUUUCAUUAGACCAAAGGAUACACACCGAUAGAACGAUUGUGAAAUCGAUCAUUGAUGAUAUCGCAAAGAAAUUCAGCUUGGUCUUGAUCAUGGAAUAUAUGGAUGAAUCGCUUCUGUUGCUGAAGAAAUUAAUGUGUUGGGACUUCAGGGACAUUUCCUACGUCGUAAAGAACCACCGCGCGCAUACCUCCAAGAUGGCGGACGGCGUGCGCGUGGCGCUGCGUAAAUGGAACUGGGCGGACAACCUGUUAUACGAGCAUUUUAAUGCCACACUGUGGAAGAAGAUUGCUAAAUACGGACCGACGUUCAAGGAAGACUUAGUGAAAUUUAGAGAAAUCUUGAAAGAAGACUACGACGAGUGUGUAGCCCAGGAAUUAAUAAAAAGAAAGAAUAAAAUUGUAAGGACGGAGUUGGCUAAUAAUUCCGACUAUUGUACCAAUUUGGCAGGUAGUCCAUAUCGUUUAUUUAACAAAGUUUACAAACGGCAGAUGGAUAACAUGAAAGUGACUUAACAUAUUGUGCAAUUGACAUUAUAUGACGUCAUCAUAUCAUAGCGCCCUCCCUCAGAUGGUAUAGGAAUACGCGUAGACGGCGAUUUGUCAGAGAUGCGCCAGCUGCAGCUCACCUACGUACGCAUACAAGGCAGAAGGAUAUGCUAACAGAUGAAAUCUAUCGUUCUAGAAAGAAUUGGAAUUGCGUGGAAUGGUUAUUUACAUAUAUAUACUGAUGGAUCUAAAUACGAAAAUUUUAGAACGGGGGCAGCAUUUUAUGUUCCUCAAUAUAAAAUAAAAAAGUAUUUCAGGUUGUCAAAUGUAUGUAUUAUGAGAGUGGAACUCAUGGCCAUUUUAAUGGCACUUGAGUGGUUACACUCCUUUGAUAAACCAUGUUCAGUUGUAAUUUUUGCGACUCUUUGUCAGCACUGAAUAUGAUCGAUUCAUAUUUCAUAAAAGACACUAUUGUCAAUGAAAUUUAAUUCAAAAUUUAUAGACUCACUUUAAAAAAUGUUUGUAUUAAAACUGAAUGGAUUCCCUCACAUUGUGAUGUUAACGGUAAUGAGAAAGUCGAUAAAGUUGCCAAUAAAGGAGCAGCGAAAAAAAUUGUAUACAUCGUUUUACCAAACACUACAAAUUAACUUGCUCACGCAUUGCAUUUUAUAAAGUUGUAUGGCAAGCAGAUUGGAAUGUGUCUAGAAACGGUAGAUCUUUAUAUGCUAUUCGUGAUAGUGUAUUUAAGCAGGCAUAUAGAAAAGAUUUUUCUCGGAAAGAGGAAUGCCUCCUUCAUCAAAUCACAGUAGGUAAGUGCAAAUUAAACUAUUAUAUGUUUCAAAUUAAACAGCACUCUUCAGGCCUCUGUGAGGUGUGCAAAGUAUUUGGGACUAUU
Molecule: messenger RNA, 2111 nt
Organism: Lytechinus variegatus (green sea urchin)
Lineage: Eukaryota; Metazoa; Echinodermata; Echinoidea; Temnopleuroida; Toxopneustidae
Product: galactose-3-O-sulfotransferase 3-like
Exons: 2
Coding region: 38-1243 (401 amino acids)
Biological process (GO): glycolipid biosynthetic process
Cellular component (GO): membrane
Molecular function (GO): galactosylceramide sulfotransferase activity
Source: RefSeq, a predicted model, not a curated record